Molecule: messenger RNA, 2298 nt
Organism: Diospyros lotus (date-plum)
Lineage: Eukaryota; Viridiplantae; Streptophyta; Magnoliopsida; Ericales; Ebenaceae
Exons: 11
Coding region: 416-1756 (446 amino acids)
Molecular function (GO): protein binding
Source: RefSeq, a predicted model, not a curated record
GACGUCGCUCAGACCACCACUGGAUAAAGAUAGAAGGAAAAAAACCUCUCCCCCCCCCCCCCUCUCUCUUUCUCUCUCCAUACAUCGCGAUCUAUUCCCCCGGAAAAAUAUCGUUUUUGUCUUCUCUCUCUGCGUCCGACUCAUGAUCAAGAGGCUCUGAUACGGACGCUUCCAGAUUCGAGAUCUGACUUGCUCGAUCGCACAGUUUCGACCCGCUUGAUUUUCGCCACAGGGUAAGGCCGCUUCUUCUGAUCUCCGCUUUAUUCUCCGCCGAGUGGAAUUCUGGCGUUUCUUCGUCUGAUCUGCGAGUCUGGAAUUCUUUUUCCUUCUUCUUCUGGCUUCGUGCAAUUAUCGGGUUUGUGCUUUUCGGGCUGGAACGUGGAUUUAUGGUUGAGGUUCAUUUGUCGCAAGGACCAUGUCCCAUCAACAAGGGGAUGACGCCGAGUACAUGGCAGAUGAAUAUGAAAUGGAAGAUGUGGAUGACGAUAUGGAUGAAGAAUUUCGUGGUAGAGAGAUGGGUGGUUCAGACUCUGAUGUGGAAGAAUAUGAAUACUUGAAUAAUAAAAUGGCAGAUACUUCUGCUGCGGAAGCUAGGGAAGGCAAAGAUAUCCAAGGCAUUCCUUGGGAGAGGCUUAGUAUCUCAAGGGAGAAGUAUAGGCAAACUAGGUUAGAACAGUACAAGAAUUAUGAAAACAUCCCUCAAUCUGGAGAGGGUUCAGAGAAGGAGUGCAAAAUCACAAGGAAAGGGGGCAUGUACUAUGAGUUCAGACGCAAUUCAAGAUCAGUAAAAUCUACGAUACUUCAUUUCCAGUUGAGGAACUUGGUAUGGGCUACCUCAAAGCAUGAUGUGUACCUUAUGUCACAUUAUUCAGUUAUUCAUUGGUCUUCUCUAUCUUGUGAAAAGUCUGAAGUUCUCAAUGUUUCAGGACAUGUAGCGCCAUGUGAGAAACAUCCUGGAAGCCUGCUGGAAGGAUUUACACAGACCCAAGUUAGCACACUUGCUGUGAAAGACAAGUUGUUAGUUGCUGGAGGGUUUCAGGGAGAACUCAUUUGCAAGUAUUUAGACAGACCAGGGGUGUGCUUCUGCACCAGGACAACGUAUGAGGAUAAUGCAAUUACUAAUGCUGUUGAGAUCUAUACUACUCCCAGUGGGGCAAUUCAUUUCACAGCUUCAAAUAAUGAUUGUGGAGUUAGAGAUUUUGAUAUGGAAAGAUUUCAACUUUCUAAGCAUUUUCGAUUCCCUUGGCCAGUGAAUCAUACUUCUCUCAGUCCAGAUGGUAAGCUUCUUGUAAUUGUCGGAGAUAACCCAGAAGGUAUAUUAGUGGAUGCUAGGAGUGGACAGACAGUGACGCCGUUGAUUGGUCACCUGGACUUCUCAUUUGCUUCAGCAUGGCAUCCUGAUGGUCUCACUUUUGCUACUGGGAAUCAGGACAAGACCUGCCGAGUUUGGGAUGUGCGGAACCCAUCCAGGUCUGUAGAAGCUUUGAAGGGUAACAUUGGAGCCAUCCGGUCAAUUCGCUAUUCAUCUGAUGGGCGAUUCAUGGCAAUGGCUGAGCCUGCGGACUUUGUCCAUGUAUAUGAUGCUAAAAGUGGGUAUGAGAAGGAGCAGGAGAUCGAUUUCUUUGGUGAGAUUUCUGGGAUGUCUUUCAGCCCCGAUACUGAAUCACUGUUUAUUGGAGUGUGGGACCGUACUUAUGGUAGCCUCCUUGAGUUUGGGCGACGAAGGAACUACUCGUACCUUGAUUCUGUCAUCUGACUGGGCGAUUGUGCACUCUGCGAAUAAGCGCUCAAGAAUGGGCAUGCGUGCUGGUACAAGUAUGAAACCCGGUGGUAGGCUAGCCAUACUCUGCAGUAGAAGAAGGUGGGGGGUUGGUUGUGGGAGGUGUAAAUGCAUUUGCAGCCUGGUAGCUUAUAUAAUAUACUAUUUGGAACCUGGUAGCUAGCUAUGUGUUGUGCAAUUUUAGGGGUUCCAUUUCUUUUAAUUGUUUUUUGUGUUGUCUUUAACAGUGCGGGUGUGUUGAAAUGAAAGGGUGAUCAUAAGAUGGGUGUAAUUUUUGGGUGGGUUGGGGGGGGGGGGGGGGGGUGGUGUGUACAGAAAAAGGUUAGGAAGCAUUGGUCCUUUGCUUUUUGCCAACAGAAGAACCAUAGCUGGAAUGUUAACGAGGUACCAUAAAAGGAAGACUGAAACCCGAUUUCACGUCGAACUCUAUAUAUGUGUAUCUACUGUUUUGGGAACUUAAAAACUUUGUUGCCUUGUUUGGACUUUUUAUUUAUUUAUUUAUUUUUAUUGAGUUAUUU